Messenger RNA from Ectocarpus sp. CCAP 1310/34, 1919 nucleotides. NCBI's taxonomy places the organism in Eukaryota, Phaeophyceae, Ectocarpales, Ectocarpaceae. The record is from the annotation of a GenBank genome assembly.
AUGUGCACACGGAUACGACGGAGCAUCAUUGCAUCGCAGUGCCUCCGCACUGCCAUCACGCACGAUCACACCGAGGCACGUACGUGCAACCCAACCUCAGCACCCUGCCCCGGUCAUCAUGCCCCUGUGCCCGAACAGCACUGUGCUGGAAGGAGAAGAACUGGAUUUUUCAAGUUCGUGCCCGAGGGCGCCACCCCACAAAAGUGGGCGCAGUGGCUGCGAGCUCCGCUCGAGUACGUCGCCGCUAGCGGCAACUUGAACCUCGUUGAUAGGCUACUACUCAAGGCUGGGGCGAACUACCUGGAGGGAUGGAGGGGCUGCCGAGGCCGGACUCUCCUCGACGCCGCUGCAUUAGGUGGAAACGCUCAUGUGAUGCCUGCCUUGCUCCAAGCAGGGUGUGGGCCGGAUGUCAAUGCAGUGGCCGCUUCCACCGGUAGAUCUGCGUUGUAUCAGUCCAUCGUGGGCAAACAAGAAGCUGCAGCGAGAAGGCUCGUCGUGUUCGGAGCCGAUGUCAACUUUGAGGACCGUGCCAACAAAGCGGGCCCCCUCAUCGCCGCUAUCCAAAUGCCCAUCAAUUGGUUGGGACGGCGGAACUCCUCUGCACGCUGCCGCUGGGCGGGGCCUCGCGAGCACGGUUUCGGUGCUGUUGAGCUCUUCCAAGACGGACAAGAACGCCCUGAACAGCGAUGGGCGAUCCCCUCUGACGAUGGCGUCAUACCUUGGCCGCGGGUGCCGAUGUCCACAUACGAGGCGCUUCCGACCCCCAUCGCAGCGUCCUUGGCCCUAGCGCUCGAAAGAGAGAGCGCGGCAACAGCCAUGGUCAAGCAUGGGUUAGUUGCCAAUGCUGAUGAUGGGUACGGCUCGUUUAGUGUUGUUCACUGGACCGCUCUGAUGGACCACGCCGUCUGUGCCGCGGCACUGGUGGAUGCGGGAGCUGACAUCGAUCCAAGGUCUGGACGGAAGGACGCAGCACCUUUCCUUUUGGCGGCCAGAGCUGGAAGUAACGGAGCCCUGCUCGCCCUCUUGAGGCGGGGAGCCAGCGUCGACCAAACAACCAACAAUGGAUCUACGGCUCUACACAUCGCAGCAAAUUCGGGAGAAAACAUGGGUGACACGGUCGAUAUUCUUAUGAGAUGGGGUGCCUCAGAACAAACCGUAGAUCAGCAGGGGAGUACCCCCGCUGACGUGUUCACAAGGGCAUGGCGUCGCCGGUGCUGGCUGGCCAUGCUUCGUGGACGAACAAAAAAGGAAUGGGACAACUCGGUGUUGGCGCUCGUCGAGAGGGCCAAUAAUGCAGACAAUGGCCAGAGCAUUAUUCUCGGUGAUCGGGUGACCGGCGACAGUCAAAAAGCGGGAAGACGACAAGGCCGCAGCCGAGGUCGCGGCGGCGCGAAGGCGGCCAUCCAGACGGAUUUGCGCGGCUUGGUGAACGUGCUGGUGAGGCUGAAGUCGGAAGAGUUUGGGGGGAACGGGAUGAUCCAGCUGAUGGUGCUGCUCUACAAUUGGGUGUGGAGUAACGAGUAUACGCCAAGUAGAUGGAGGGAAGGAGUGGUUGUGAACUUGUGCAAAAAAGGAGACAAGACUGACCCAGGAAACUACAGGGGGAUCACACUGUUGAACACAGUACGAAAAGUGUUCUGUGAGCUGCUGAACGAUAGGAUAGUGGGAGUAUUGGAGAAGGAACAUAGCAUUAGUGAGGGCCAGGCAGGUUUCCGCAAGAAGAGGGGGUGCGUAGACCACGUGUUCACGGUAGGGAGAAUCAUCCAAGGUAGAAAGAGGGCGGGAAAGCCGACGUACUGCUUCUUCCUGGACGUGAAAAAGGCAUACGACACCGUAUGGAGAAAUGGGUUGUGGAAACAACUGUCCAAAUACGGGAUCAAGGGGAAAAUGUGGAGAGUGGUGAAGAAGAUGACAGAGUG